Papaver somniferum (opium poppy) is the source of this 786-nucleotide messenger RNA. RefSeq names its product probable E3 ubiquitin-protein ligase rbrA. The transcript is spliced from 2 exons. Gene Ontology annotation, cellular component: ubiquitin ligase complex; cytoplasm. The coding region runs from base 1 to 786 and encodes 261 amino acids. Lineage: Eukaryota; Viridiplantae; Streptophyta; Magnoliopsida; Ranunculales; Papaveraceae. Gene Ontology annotation, biological process: protein polyubiquitination; positive regulation of proteasomal ubiquitin-dependent protein catabolic process; ubiquitin-dependent protein catabolic process. The record is from RefSeq and is a predicted model, not a curated record. Gene Ontology annotation, molecular function: zinc ion binding; ubiquitin protein ligase activity; ubiquitin conjugating enzyme binding.
AUGAGAUAUCUAGUGAACCAGCAAAACAUUGCAACAGUUGUUGAUCAGGUAUCGCUGCUUCAAAGAAACUUCAUCAGUUGUCGCCCGUUCCUUGUGGCUCGUAAGGAUGUUAAGUUUGCAUUUAAGCUGGCAAGGAAUGCGGUAGAUUCACAGAUUGCCAAGUUUGGUGAAUGUAGCAAUGCUAGGAAUAAGAAGGAGACGUGUGACAUCUGCUUGGAAGAUAUUUCUGUGAGACAAAUGUUUUCCGUCAAUAAUUACUCACAUCGCUAUUGUUGUUCUUGUAUGAGGCAGCAUGUGGAAUUCAAGUUACUUGACGGGGUGAUGCCUCGAUGUCCUCACGAUGGCUGUAGAACCAUGCUGAAUCAAGAUAACUGUGCACAAUUUAUGACCCCAAAGUUGAAUGAUAUGAUGAGCAAGCGGAUUAAGGAGGAUUCUGUACCUGUAACGGAGAAAGUCUGUUGCCCAAACCCAAAGUGCUCCAACCUGAUGUCAAAGAACGACAUCCCAAAAUAUGUUUACAAAGAGUCCACUAAGGAACAUCUCUGUGGAAAAUGUUUGAAAUGCAAUGAACAUUUCUGUUUUAAGUGCAAGGUCCCAUGGCAUAAUGGCAUGACCUGUGAAGCUUACCAGGCACAGAUAGUCUCCGAGGAUGAUGCGAGGCUGAAGAAACUUGCUGAUACAAAGCUCUGGCGGCAAUGCAAGAAGUGCAACCAUAUGAUUGAACUGAUUUGGGGUUGCUACCACAUCACUUGCAGAGGUUCCUACAAUGCUUAUGCUUAUGUUUAA